This is a messenger RNA of Dinoponera quadriceps, 3766 nucleotides long. RefSeq names its product zinc finger protein ZFP69-like. Gene Ontology annotation, biological process: regulation of transcription by RNA polymerase II. The record is from RefSeq and is a predicted model, not a curated record. Lineage: Eukaryota; Metazoa; Arthropoda; Insecta; Hymenoptera; Formicidae. Gene Ontology annotation, molecular function: RNA polymerase II cis-regulatory region sequence-specific DNA binding; DNA-binding transcription factor activity. The coding region runs from base 1282 to 3039 and encodes 585 amino acids. The transcript has 7 exons.
UAUAAAUUAUAUGUACAUUAUAUAUAUUGUUAUUUAUUAAUUAUAAAGUAAUAUAUAUAUAUAUAUAUACCAUAAAUUCUCUUAUAUCCAUGUUAUAUGUUCAAAAGUACUCGUCAGUACUACUUGGUAUUGUACUUGAUCCCAUAUGGUCGUAUGGUAACUUCUUUACAAGUACGUAAAGUGAAUACACGAUUUUUGUAAGCACGUUAAUUCAUUCGCAAUGGAGCCACACGCGCGCGCACACACAUGCACACACACACAUGCACACACCCAAGUAUUGAAUUGACUGAUGAAUUUAUAAGAAGUACAUAUUAAAUUCGUUCUUUUUUUAUUGUUUAUUGAUCGACUAAGAAAAAAAUGAAGUACGACUAUACUUUAAAAAUCACGUACGUUGUUACUGGAAGCUUUUUACCCACGACUCCCGUAAAGAACUCUAUGAAAGAUAUUAAAUAUUAAUUAUUAUGAUUGCUUAUAAUCUCGUUUAGUUAAGUGAUAAUGACUUUCCCUACUUGGUUAAAUGAUAAGCAAUAUAUACUAUUUUGUACGUCAUAUGUAUAAUCAGUAGGUGAUACCUUUCCACUCAGAAGAUAUAUAUAUCUUCCGAAGAAAAAUUAUCUUCGACAGAGAUGUUCAUACAUUAUUAUUAUCGCGCGUCCUGUAUAAGUCAGGUACAUACACGUAGGAUUAUUAAUUUCUACAACAAACACUUGUUUAACGAUUCCACCGUUGUCUCAAUAAAGGCACGAUAUUUUUGGGACCUCGAUUCACUUUAUUUUACUUGAACUUAACUAAUAUUGGAGUGACACUCAGGUGUAAUUCUAGCUUAUAUCUUACAGACUUUGUGAUCUAAUUGUUAUUCUCUUAUAUAUCAUACGAUCGAAUAUUCUGUGGAUAUCUGUUAUGGUUUUAUGAUUAUUAAUAAUCUGCAAUAUUGGAGAUCACUUUGGGUACUAUCGGCGUUAUCCUACUUUACCGUCAAUUUGUCAAUUUGCUUGUUAUUAUUUCUGAUACGAAUUUUCUUCUUCAUGCUGCUAUUAAAGUGCGAUAUGGGACCGACAUAGCGAAAUAUGAUUACGUGCAGAAAGAAACGCACAGCGUAUUUCAGCCGAGGAAAUAUACCUUCGCGCUCUUCCACGCCGUCCAGAGAGGAAGAUCACGGAAAAUGACGAUUUGCCGCAGCAAGUAUGCGCAAGGUGCUGCGCAAAGCUCGAUUUCGCGUGUGAAUUCUUUGAGGAUUGCUACAACGUUCAGCAGACGUUCUCAACAUUGACUAAUCAAAAUAUGGAAGCAGUUACGAACCAAAGGAAUGACGCCAGGAUCGAGGAGGAGGAGAAGAAUGAAGAUAAAAAUGAAGCCGAGAUGGAAGCUAAUAAAGAAAAUACCGUGCCAAUUGUAAAAAACUCCAAGAAUUCGAAAAGAAUCGGGAAAAAUCGCUCCAGACAACGAAGGGUUAAGAAACGUGAAAAGGAUACGCCACUCAAAGAACAAGUUGAAAAUAUCGUCACCACUGACGCACUCGAUCAGAAAGAACAGUCGAGUGAUGCAUCGAACAUAGCAGCUGUGUCGCCGAUUUGCAAGUCACAAGUAAUAUCUGUGAAGCAGGAGAACAUCCACAGCGAGGAGACGUCUUCGCAAAGUCGCAAGUCGGUGGGAACUGCGAGCAAGAGCGAUGAAUCCCUGGUGCGGAUCCCAAUUGAGAAUUCCCAAUCAAGUGAUUCCAGCGCGUAUCAAGAAACGGAAGUGGAAGCGCUCUGUGUCGUUAUAACAGGUGAUGAGGUGGAAUCGAAAGUGAACGGCAAGUCCGAUUCGAUCUUGACACAAACGACCGAUAUCAACUCCAAUGGUGUUUCUUUCAUGAAAACCGACGGUGAAGCGGAGACUGCUGUCACAUUGCCAAGUCAGGAAGAUCCUCUCGUUUCGAAGAAAUCGGAUGAAGAAGCGCGGACGAGCGUGCAGAAUAAAGCGUCUUGUGUAUCAAAAAAAAACAGAAGCGAGAGGAGGAGCAGUAAUAAAAUCUCGGAGUUGAUGACUGAAGAACAAAAAAGACUGAUUGAAUCGAGCUAUCGGAUAAAUUCAAGUCUCAUGAAAUGUGACCUGAAGAACAAAAUGACUGUACUGGGCAAGGAGAAGAUUAAGUGCAAUAUCUGCGAGAUGAAUUAUUCCAGGCCAGACAAAUGUAAAGUCCAUAUAAUGGCCCAUUUGGAGAUUAAGCCCUACGAAUGCGUAAAGUGUAAUUACACAACGGUAACGGUAAGCAAUAUCCGCGCUCACAUCCGGAAAAGUCACCUAAAACUCAAGCCGUACGUUUGCGAUCAGUGCGACAAACGUUUUGGAAGCAUGGUGCUCUUACAGGAACAUGUUUAUUCUCACACAGGUGAACGGCCGUUCAAAUGCGAAAUUUGUGGCCUCUCCUACACAAGUCGGCAGGGAUUGAAUUAUCACUGCAAAACGCAUAAGACGAACAAGGAUAUUAAAUGUGACAUCUGCCCCAAAAUGUUUAAAUCGCCGGCCAGAAAGAGGGCACACAUGCAUAUUCACAACAAAGAGAACAUGAUACAAUGUACAAUAUGUAAAAGUUAUUUGUCGAAUCAGACGAGCGUCGACAUACAUAUGAAGAAAGUUCAUUCGCAGAAAUACGUUUGCGAUAUUUGCAAUAAAGAGAUGCUGUCUAAGAAAGAUUUGUACAACCACAAGAACGUUCACAUGAAAGCUAAGUACAAAUGCACCAUAUGCUUCAAAUAUUACAAGAGCAGGCACAUCUUGAAUGAGCACAUACUAAAACACGAGGGUAUCCGGAAGUACAGAUGUAAUGAUUGCGGGAAAACGUUCGCUCAACAAUCGCAUCUAGCCGCUCACUCAGCUACACAUAGCAAAAUUAGGUUUCCUUGCAUUGGUUGCGAGAAACAAUUCAAUCGUCGCGACAAUAUGAAGGCGCACACCAAACGUUGCCAGUUGUUUCUGCAAAAGUCGGACACAUUUGUGCUAGGGAUUCACGACAAAUUGUCCAAUGUACGAACAGAACACAACGCGACAAGAUAACGAUUGGCGAAACGUAUGAUCAAUACGAGUCGACAUGAUGAACUGACAUUGAAGAGGAAGAAGAGUAAAAUAUCCACACAUCGUGUCAUAUACGAUUCAAUUCUUUAUCAAUGUUUGCUGUAAUGUAAUGACGCGACCAAAGAAACAUAUUUUAGUUCUUAUGUUUGACAUAGAAAAUGCUGUCCAAGAAAGACGUAUACAACUAUAAGAACGUAUAUAUCCUCAGUCAUUAAUCCUAUAUAUCUAAGCUCUUCAAGUAUACGGAGUUUUAAUAAUAUUAAUGCUAUGUAGUGAAAAUUACAAGUUUCCGUCAUCCUUUAUACUGGUUCAAAGGAUAAUGAAGGAAAAAAAAUAAGACUGUCGAAUAUGCCAUUUUGGCUAGUUGUAAUGGAUACAAAGUUCCUACGCGUCCGUUUCUCUUUGAAAGCGACGGCUGAUUAUUCUAUAAAUUUAUUUUAGUUUCUCAAUCUUAAUUUCUUUCCGUCUUAUUCACAUAUAUAUAUGUAUGUAUGUAUGUAUGUAUGUAUGUAUGUAUGUAUGUAUGUAUGUAUGUAUAUUGAAAAUAUUGCAGAUUUAUUUGUACGAGUGAGCCUUUUUCACACAUGUGUCGAAUUAUCUUAUUCGACAAAUGAUUCUUGCAUAUUGUAUGUUAUAUCAUGUUUUCUUUAUCGUGAACAUAUAUGUUCUCUUUUUGGCAAAAUGUUCAUAGCAAAAUUAAAUAUUUUGA